AUAAGUGUUUUUCACUAGCGACUGUUAUUACAUUUAAUUAAAAAUACAAGGUAUUGAUUCUAAAAAGUACUGGAAUUUCCUAUGAAUGCCUUUCAAUAAGCGUUACUAUUGAUCGCCUCACUUUACGUCGAAAAAAUGGCAGACGAAAGAAAUUUUCGAUCGUCUUACUAUGAAAAAGUUGGUUGCCGCGGUGUAGAGGAGAAGAAAUCUUUGGAAAUACUUAUGAAAGAGAAGCCCUGGGACAGGGUUAAGCUAAAACAAUUCUGUCUACGUUUCACUGUACCUGCUGCUUAUAGGAAUUUGGUAUGGAAAGUGUUACUCGAUAUUCUGCCUGUUUAUGCGGAUUCCCACCAAUUUGUGGCAGCACAACGCACAGACCAAUAUAACCAUAUGCUGUAUGCAGUGGAAAUGUUAGAGUUAAUUGAUAUGAAGGCCCCUCGUAGUGAGAUCCUGUUAGCAAUGUGGCUGCUAGAAAAUGAAGAACGGAAACCCCCCAAAUUCCCAGAAACAAAUUAUAAUUCAGCUGACACAUUCAUACCAAUAGCCAACACUUUACUUCAGCUUUACGAUGAUGAAGUGGACGUCUACUGGCUUAGUAAGGUGCUUACAGAGAUAGUUCGUAACAUGCAGAAAGAAUUACCGAAAUUAAAGGAAGCCUUUCAAAGCAUGCUUGAAAAGGAAGAUGGGGAACUAUAUAACCAUCUAGUUGAGAAGAAAGCACUAGAUGUUUUACCUUUAAUGAAAUGGUUUAAUUGCUGUUUUGCUGGAGUUUUGGAUGACACAUCCCUCACAAAGAUAUGGGAUAAAAUCUGUAGUGGGGCACCAAAGAUCCUGUCCUUUGUGGCUGUGACACUAGUUAUAACUUUACGAAGAAAUAUACUUAAAGCCAAAAAUGGUGAUGAAGUUCUGAAGUGUGUUUCAGAGAUACCCGAACAAUGUGAAGAGGUUGUAGCAAAUAAAGCCAUUGAAUUAUGGCAAUACUACGCUCAACCACAAAACGAUCAGCUCGCGAAGAAAUGAUGUAUGACCUUCUAAUGAGUUAAUACUCAUUAGAAGAAAAUGUAUGUCAGCAGCAGCCGCACUCAACCAACCGAAUUAAUGAGAGGUGUUUGAUUAGCCUCAAGGUCAUUGUACCAUUGGUAGACUUAAUGUGAGAGGCACGUGUUCUAUCCUGCUCUAUUGGACUAUUAACUAAAGUUAUUACAGUUAUUUAAAUAAGGAAAAUGUUUAUAUUAUUAUUAAACGCAAUGCUACUAUUUUGGUAAGGAUGUGAGGAUUGUUAAAAUCAAAAUAUACUAUAUUCAAGUAGACACUAACAAGGAAUGAGUCAAAGCUAGCCCAAAUGGUUUGAAAUGUGUAUCUGAGAAGAUCCGUCUAAAAAAACUCGGUCAUUACUUUUUCACCAAUCAUGUAUUUAUUACAUAUUUAUAUUUCCUGCAAUAAGAUUACCUAUAUAUAUAUAU
This is a messenger RNA of Nymphalis io (European peacock), 1463 nucleotides long. RefSeq names its product TBC1 domain family member 7 (gene TBC1d7). The record is from RefSeq and is a predicted model, not a curated record. Gene Ontology annotation, molecular function: GTPase activator activity. The transcript has 6 exons. The coding region runs from base 136 to 1020 and encodes 294 amino acids. Gene Ontology annotation, biological process: negative regulation of TOR signaling; activation of GTPase activity. NCBI's taxonomy places the organism in Eukaryota, Metazoa, Arthropoda, Insecta, Lepidoptera, Nymphalidae.